GAAUGAGAAACGGAGAGCGAGAGAGAGAGAGAGAAAGAGCGAAUGUGCGAGGGAGGGAAAGAGAGAGGGGAUAGAUGUUAAAACAGACAUGAGAAAAUAUCCAAAAAGGAGACGCACGCCGUACCAUGCGCGCUAAAUUUGUGCCCGUUGGAAAUCGGGAUGUCGGAUCGACGGUGACGCGCAUCACCCCAUUUCACGGAGGAAACGAUUUCGCUGGAACUUUGGAACGGAGGGUCCGCGGGGAAACAUGGCCGAAGGGCCGCGCAGAGGUGGCGGGUCGGACCCCGUCAGGACUCCGCCGCAGAUUCUGUCAGGCUCCGGUUACUGCAAGUGGUUUAAUGUCCGCAUGGGGUUUGGAUUUAUAUCGAUGACCAGCAGCGAGGGGAAGCCAGUGGACCCUCCACUAGACGUGUUCGUCCACCAAAGUAAGCUGGUGAUGGAGGGCUUCAGGAGUUUACGGGAGGGCGAGCAGGUUGAAUUCACCUUCAAGAGGUCGAGUAAAGGUCUGGAGUCUCUCAGGGUCACGGGGCCCGGCGGGGGCUCAUGCUCGGGCAGUGACCGACGCCCCAAAGGGAAGGCCCCGCCCCUCAAACGCAAACCAAAGGGAGACCGGUGUUAUAACUGUGGAGGUCUGGACCACCACGCUAAAGAGUGUGGCCUUCCACCCCAGCCAAAGAAGUGUCACUACUGUCAGAGUGUCACACACAUGGUGGCCCAGUGUCCCCACAAGAGGGCGCUGUCCCCCUCCACGUCUCAGGACCCCCAGCGCCCCUCCACCUCCGCUCAGUCCCAGGAAGAGGGGAGCCGGUCGGCCUCGUCCUCCUCUCCGGAGGAAGCAUCUCAACGGGGGAGUCACUCCCAGCGCUGGAGGAAAAGCCGGGACUGAAAGCGACCGAAAGAUUCCUCAUCCAGACGACGCUCAGACCCGAAAUCAUCUACCUCACAGAGGAGACCAUCCCUCCCUCCCUCUCUCCCUUCCUGUGCAGCUAUGGUAUCAGCCGAUGGGGUCGUGUGUGUACAUGCGUGUUCUCACGGAAGCAAUCACAACAAACUCUGCGACUGGCGUGUGUGUGUGUGUGUGUGUGUGUCUGUCAAUGAGCGAGUGUGUUAGAAGAACUAAAAAUCACAAGGCAAAAUAGAUUACAUUUAGAAGAAAAAACACGAACCAGUGUUUUAGAUACUCGAGCAUGAAGUCAACAGAUGUUGCAGUUUUCAAACCAUUUUACUUCCUUGAUAGUCAAAUGGGCAAUUCCUUGAGUAAAAAUGUUUGCCGUGUGCUGCAUAAGUGACGCCAGUGAACUCGCUUCAGAGGAAAAGCAACUUAACAUGAUACAUGUGUGAUGAGAAUUCACCCGAAAAUGAAACCUUGCUGAUAAAAAUUUACUCCAAGAUUUUAGAUGAGUUUUCUCUUCAUCGGAACAGAUUUGGAGAGAUGUAGCAUUACAUUAGUUGCUCAGCAAUGGAUGCUCUGUAGUGAAUGGGUGCCGUCAGAAUGAGAGUCCAAACAGCUGAUAAAAACAUUACAUUACAAUUUCUCCAAAUCCGUUCAGAUGAAGAACCAAACUCGACUUCAUCUUGGAGAGCCUGAGGGUUAGUAAAAUGUAAGAUUUCUUUCUUCUUACUUUAAGAUCGGAAACAUGCAUUAGGAAGUAAAUAUGAUCAAUUUUGAUUUCAUGUUGACUUUAAACCAGAUUCAGACAUAAUGACAAAGAAAAUAGCUCUCAAUCAAGGCCCUCGGGGCAUGGGACAGAUGUAUUUUGGCUGGGGGGGUUAUAGUCACGCUCACUACAUCCUAACAAUAACAUCAUUAUGGGGUACUGAGGAUAUUUGAAUCCGUUUCUGUGUGUGUGGGUGUUUUUCUGAUCAGGUGCUGUUAGCCAGAGUUUGAGAUUAGACUGUAACAAGUGAAGACUAAAAAGUACAUUAACUUCAGCCAGAGAGGACUAACUAACUGAUUUAAAUGUAUUGCCAUUGUUUAGCUAUACUGUAAAGCUGUUUUUGCUUUAUCACAGACUGUUCCACAGCUCGCAGUGAUAAUUUAAGGCAUUAAUAUAUGGUGAAAUAUUCUAAGUGUUAGUGUAAUUUAUAUAGAGCACAUAGGCACAUGAAGUUGAUUGUUUCUCGCUCUUGCAUCUCAUCCAGCUUCACUGAAAGCGAUCAGCUUGUGAAGGACAUGGUGCUGCGUUCAACAUGGUCGGAAUUACAGAAAUCAUAAAGCUUAUUUUCACUACAGAAUAAAAAAUAAAAAAGGUAAUUGCGACUUUUAAUCUCAUCAAUUCUGGCUUAUUUUCUAAGAAAUGUGGAAAAAGACAGAGCUAUGAGAUAAAUAGUUGCUAACACUUUCAUUUUGCUAUUCCGUGGCAGAAAUAAGCUUUCAUAAUGAUGAGAUUCUGCCUACAGAAAAGUUGUUCAAGUGUGUCAUACUCUGAAUUACAAAAAGGAAACUUUGAGAUUCAUAAAAGCCUUAUUUUCUCUCACUUCCCCUUGUGACAUCAUGUAAUAAGACCAGUGGCCUUAAAGGGAUACUCCAACCCUAAAUGAAAAUGUUGUCAUUAAUCACUUACCCUCAUGUCGUUCCAAACCCAUACAACCUUUGUUUGUCUACAGAACACAAUUUAAGAUAUUUUGGAUGAAAACCGGGAGGCUUAUGACUCCCAUUGACUGCCAAGUAAAUUACACUGUCAAGGUCCAGAAAAGUAUGAAAGUCAUCGUCAGAAUAGUACUUCUUCCAUCAGUGGUUCAAAAAUAACGUUAUGAAGCGACGACAACACUUUUUUUGUAUUCAAAGAAAACAAAAAUAACUCUUCUCCUCUGUGUCUCUCCACAUCGUCAUUGCACCAUUUUGGAGAAUAUCUGCUGAAUGCAAGCAAAUCUAAAGUGUAAAUACACAUAGAAAACGUAUAAUUGUGUAGCGGUUGACACAAAAGAGCGUAAGCAGCUUGCGUUCAGCAGAUGUUCUCCAAAAUGCUGCAACGGUGAAGCGGAUACAGUUACAUUUUUGAGUAUGAAGAGAUUUUUAUUGCUCUUUAUUACGCAUUUAUUGACUUGUAGGAUUUCCCUCUUGUCACUUUGGCAUUACUGUAAUUCUGAUAUAAAGGCAAGAUUUAGCCAUUGAUUGAUAGGAAGAUUCGAUCGAAAAGCUGUUUAUCCCUUGGUCUGAGUAAUAUUCUGUUUGUCGAUGAUGGUGGUUGGGCGUUGAAGAAUAUUUACUAAAUUGGUUUAUCCUGUUCUUGUCUUUCUGAAGCUGACCAUUUAAACCUCAUCCGAGUUUUGUGGCCAUGCUAAUUAACUCCUAACUAGGUUCUGUACUAAAUUUUUGUGUCACAGGGUCCAUUAAAAAAUCACAUUGCUUGCUUUUUUUUAUUCAGCUAAUGAAUGUAGAUGAACUGAAGCCUUAGAGAGAUCUGAUCAUGUAAAGCUGCUGGCGGAGAUCUGCUACAAUCAUCCACUGAACAGUGAAAAACUGAACUAAAGUGCACUUGUAAGCAGUGUUUUCCCACAAUGCCAUGCUGUGGAGGUUUGCUGUUUAAUGUCUCAAUGUCGUUGAAAGCUCUAGUGAAGUGACUGCCAGCAAUAAUGUCAGACCCUUUUCAAUCCAAGAAGAGAUCUUCAGUAACACAGAAGGGUUUAUGGAGCAUUUCAUCUCGUUGUCGUCUCUAAUUUGGUCCUUAUCUGGAGGAAAUGGGAGGGUGAAUCUCAUGAAACAUGCCAGAGUCAUAUUUUUAUGAUUUAAAAAAAAAUGUUUUUAUCCUAGGCCAUUUUAUCAUUUUAAGACAUUAUUUU
Carassius auratus (goldfish) is the source of this 3783-nucleotide messenger RNA. It is a transcript of the gene lin28b, whose product is annotated as lin-28 homolog B (C. elegans). The coding region runs from base 248 to 886 and encodes 212 amino acids. Gene Ontology annotation, molecular function: zinc ion binding; mRNA binding. Gene Ontology annotation, cellular component: cytoplasm; nucleus. The transcript is spliced from 4 exons. Gene Ontology annotation, biological process: pre-miRNA processing. The record is from RefSeq and is a predicted model, not a curated record. NCBI's taxonomy places the organism in Eukaryota, Metazoa, Chordata, Actinopteri, Cypriniformes, Cyprinidae.